Messenger RNA from Sander lucioperca (pikeperch), 2374 nucleotides. Its product is annotated as receptor-type tyrosine-protein phosphatase V-like. Gene Ontology annotation, biological process: protein dephosphorylation. The transcript is spliced from 12 exons. The record is from RefSeq and is a predicted model, not a curated record. Gene Ontology annotation, molecular function: protein tyrosine phosphatase activity. NCBI's taxonomy places the organism in Eukaryota, Metazoa, Chordata, Actinopteri, Perciformes, Percidae. Bases 282 to 1394 code for a protein of 370 amino acids.
UCCUCCCCUGAGAGAGAGAGAGAGAGAGACACACAUACACAGGGUCAGAGAGAGAAUAAUUAAAACCAGACAACUUUAAGAUGACUUGGAAUAAAGUAGUCCUGUUCUUUUUCUCUUCAAUAUUUAACAGAGGCUCAUUUGGAAAGGAGGAAAACAUUUUAACAGCCAGGGGGAGGGGAAAACAAGAGCUCCAACACUGAAAUGACCCAGGCAUCAUUCAACAUCCCAAGUUCCAGCUAAAUUUUUCUAUUUAAAGUACGAGGUUGACCGCAAGAAAAGACAUGAGGGCGCAAACUUUCCCAAGGGCGCAAAUUCUGCAGGAGUUAAGUUUGCGAUGCCAGGCACUCGCAGCCAAUGACAACAGGGGCUUUAAACAGGAGUUUGAGGAGCUAGAUGAAGUUGGAAAAAACCUCCCCACCCGAGCAGGGGACUCAGAGGCCAACCGAGAAAAGAACAGAUACCCCUACAUACUGCCAUAUGACCACUGUCGCGUCAGGCUGUCAGUCCAAAACUCCCAACCACACACUGACUACAUCAACGCAAAUUUUGUGCCUGGUGGAGGAUCAGAAAGAGACUUUAUCUGCACCCAGGGUCCUUUGCACAACACCAUGGCUGACUUCUGGAGGAUGGUGUGGGAGCAAAACGUCAGGAUAAUCGUCAUGGUGACAGCUCUGACACACAAGGACAUGGUGCUGUGUGAUAGGUAUUGGCCUCUGGAAGGAGGCAAAGUUAAUCAUGGACUGAUCCAAGUGACGACAGUGACCUGCAAACGAGGUCCAGAUUAUUUUAUCACCACCAUUAACCUCAGACAGAGAGCUUGUUCAACAGUCAGGAUAAUCACACAGUACUACUACCCUGCCUGGCCAGACCGAGGCGUCCCUAAAGACUCAUCCUCACUCUGUGCCUUCACUGAGCAUGUGCGGCAGGAAUUGGAAGCUAUUCCACUCCUGGGGCCGGCUGUGGUGCACUGCAGUGCAGGUGUUGGGCGUUCAGGGACAUUUGUGACGUUGUUGUGGCUGAUGCAGCUGUGUGCGAGGGGCAUCCGGCCUGAUAUCCGAGCUGCUGUGGAGGAUCUACGGUUACAUCGAAUGUGGAUGGUCCAAAAUCUGGAGCAGUACAUAUUUGUUCAUCAGUGUCUGCUACACUGGCUCAGUGGAGGAACCUCAGCACGCAGGGCACAAGUUCAGGGAGCCAGUUCAAAAAUGAACCACCACAGUCAAGAUCAACCCCAUAGUUCCCUGGGCCGUUCAGGGAGGAGACGUCGCCAUCGGCGGCACACAGUUCAGUCAGCCCAACCACAGAGCACAUUGCAGCAGAUUUUGAACCCUAGGAUGCUACUGAGGAGAUUACUGCCCUCCUCAUCACUGUUUCAUCCAGGCUCACAUGCUUCCUGAAUUUACAAACUGUAAAGCUGAUAAUACAAAAACAGUCAAGACAAAAAAUAUGCAUGCCCUCAUACAGCACCUAAGAAGGAAGGACACUGCAGCAAUAAUGCUGUGUGCGCUGUAUGACAACAUGCCCUGCAGGUGAAAAACUGGCUGGACAAGCACAUACAUGCUGGUGAAGAAAUCCGAGACAAAGCAGUUGUGAACGAGAAGGAAAAAUGAAGGAAUUAACCUGCCAGUCAGGUCAAACCUGUUCUUCUACUAUAAAUUACUUAGCAUGAGAUUUAUGAGAACAAGCGGCUGCUCCGCUUGCAUUACAGAUACAUGUAAAUACUGAGGGUGUACAUUUUUUUCUUUGUUUACCUCCACUAUUGAUGAAGUGAUGCCGCUAGAUGUCUUUUAUUUAGUUUUUCUUUGCGUGAAAAAUCAUUGUGAAUCAUUUAAUACCACACACUUCUAAGGAUGCAUGUGCAGAAUUGAUAGCAUACUUGCUAGAAAGGCCGACACAUGGUAUAGUGGCUGUACAAAAAGGGUCAUGUUUCAAAAACACACAGGCACUGCCAUUCUCCUUAGAUGACUGAAACCCAUUACAGUACAUGAAGGAGCUAUGAGUUUUAUACAUUAUAGAACAUAAAGGGCUAACCCCACUUUUAAGAGUCUUUCAUCUGUCAUGUAAUAAACAUGUAUGAUACAAUAUAUCCCUCUUCGGGUGAGUUUUAGGGUUUGUGAAGACAGGAGAGAGAAAGGCGGAUCCAGCAGCAGUCAGCAUCCUCCGCCCUCCCUCUGCCACGUCUCCACCAUGUGGCAAGUGCUAGUAGCUGCAGGGUGAGUGGCGUCACUGUAUUGCAACAAUGUCUGUGUCCUGAUAGAUGCAGCUGAGACAGUCCAACAGCAAGCAAGUAGCAAGUAGCAAUAACUAACAAGCAAGCCAUCUCCAGAGUUCGGUGUAUCCACGUGUGAGCUCAGCUCAAGACAGAUGAGUGAAAUUC